UUUCCACUCAUAUGAAAAAUGAGUACACGUGUUAUAAUACUUAAUGUUAAAGAUGCAUGAAUUCUUUGACCAAACAUUUAAAAUGCAGACAGAGUAGUUGGUCUAGUCAGAAGGAAAUUGAACCCAGAGUUGAAAGGUUAAGAAAUAGAUGACGACCAUGGCUGAGGAAGUACAUGUGCCAGUAGCAGAAAAAGGUCCAAGAAAGAGGAAAUUGGGCAAAAAGGGAAGUAAGGCAAAGAAGAAAUUAAAGGUGAUGCCAGGCAGUGGAGAGAAGGUUAAAAUAAAUCAGAAGAUGAGAAAACUGUUUCGCAAGAGGGCAAGAGAGUACAAUUCAGAUGAUGAUGAAGAGGAGCUAGCCCCCUCUGAGAUUAGAGGUGAUAUGCCACUUUCCGCUCACAAUAAUGAGGCAGAAGGUGGGGAUUCUUCUGAAGAUGGACUGGAUAUAAACUCUGAAAAUGAAGAAUUCUCUGAUGAUGAAGAAAAUGGUGAAAUUCAGCCUGGAAUAGCAAGUUUUACGGAAGGUUCUAGAGCAUUCAAGAUGGCAUUUAAGAGCAUCAUAAAAAAUAGUAUAGCUGAUGAUGCACUUGGUCCAGUGUUAUCAGCACACAAGAAGCUUGUUGCUGAGAAGCUCGCUGAAGAGGAAGUUGAGCGAAAGGUCAAGGGAGAGACUAGAAAAAAACACUUGGCAGGAGAGAAGGGGCAUGUGAAGCCUGCUAAUUACUUGGAUUCGCAUGAAAAAUUUCUCAUUGGUGUUGCUACAAAAGGAGUUGUCAAGUUAUUCAAUGCUGUAAACAAAGCACAGAAUGCUCAAAAAGGGUUGAACCCUUCAAGAUCUAAAGAUGCAAAAGUGAUAAAUAAGCGAAGAAAAGAGGCGUUCCUUUCAGAGUUGGGCAAGACAUCAGCUGCUAAUGGUGCCUCUAAGGGUCAUGUCUCAUCAAGCAAUGCAGAUGGAGAAGGGCCUGCUUGGGCUCCAUUACGUGAUAAUUACAUGCUAACCAGUUCGAAGUUGAAGGAUUGGGAUAAGAUGCCUGAUACAUCUGUAGCAGAUGAUGUGGGAAGAACGUCAGAAGAGGAUGAUAGUUCUGAUGAUGAUUGAUUGGAUGAUAAUAUGGACAUCCCUAUUGUAAGGCUGAAUGGAGAUCAUGAUAAUUAAUAUAUAUAUACAAGAUGAAGUUUUGUCUUGAAUGUGUAGAAUCAAGUUUUGCCCCUAUGACAUUUAAUUGGAAAUGUAAGGAUCAAUUUAUUCCUGAAGUGAAAAAACAUACUUGGCAAUGGCCACUGCAGGACCUCCAUGAGCAAUGAGCUUUUAAACAUGUGUCCAUUGGUUUAGCUUUAUUGGUUGAAUAGGUUCAAACGAAGUGGCUUUUCCCGGAGUGGGGUAGCGUGGAGGCAUGAAUUCAUGCCAGAGAUUAGCGUCUGUGUAAACCGUUUCUUAACGAGUGAGUUUUAUGUUCCCACCGAAGGUUUGACUGAAAACACAUUUUCCAUGUUUUGUUUCUUGCUCUA
This is a messenger RNA of Mangifera indica (mango), 1506 nucleotides long. Its product is annotated as RRP15-like protein. Lineage: Eukaryota; Viridiplantae; Streptophyta; Magnoliopsida; Sapindales; Anacardiaceae. Gene Ontology annotation, biological process: maturation of LSU-rRNA; maturation of 5.8S rRNA. Gene Ontology annotation, cellular component: preribosome, large subunit precursor. The record is from RefSeq and is a predicted model, not a curated record.